Messenger RNA from Ostrinia furnacalis (Asian corn borer), 6418 nucleotides. Its product is annotated as multidrug resistance protein homolog 49. Gene Ontology annotation, molecular function: ATP binding; ABC-type oligopeptide transporter activity; ATP hydrolysis activity. The transcript has 32 exons. Bases 147 to 4478 code for a protein of 1443 amino acids. Gene Ontology annotation, biological process: oligopeptide export from mitochondrion. Lineage: Eukaryota; Metazoa; Arthropoda; Insecta; Lepidoptera; Crambidae. Gene Ontology annotation, cellular component: mitochondrial inner membrane. The record is from RefSeq and is a predicted model, not a curated record.
CGCGGCCGCGCAGUACCGCACCGACGCCCGUGCCGCGCGCGUGUUGCAGACGCGACAUUACAAAUUACUUGUUUGAGUCAAAAGCGCGCGGGAAUUGACUCAAUUGACAGUGCUUUUUUUAAGUUUAUUUUAAAUAUUAAAUCGUGAUGAAGGGACAAGCAAAGAGGUUUAUCAACCACAAAGGAAAAGCCUACGAGAUGGGUGCCAAAAAAAAGGAAAACAGUGAUAAUAUAGGAUUUUUCCAAAUGUGGCGCUACGCGCGGCCGGUGGAGAUCCUGGCGACAGUUGUGGGCGCGCUGACGGGGUCGGUGAGCUCGUGCGCGCUGCUUUGCGCCAUCGUGGCGUACGGGGAAGUGACGUCACUGUUCGUGCAACGUCACAAAGCCGCCGCCACGCCGCGCCACCUGUACAUACUGCCGCUGUUCGGAGGGGGGGCCACGCUUGCAGAAGGCAACCGGCCGGCGCACAUGGACGCGCUGGUGGACGACUCGCUGGCGUUCGGGCUGGCCAGCCUCGCCAUCAUGGCGGCGCAGCUCACCACCGCCGCCGUCGCCGUCACGCUCGCCAACUGGGCCGCCGCUAGGAUGGUGUCUCGACUGCGGCUGCGCCUGCUGCGCACCGUCAUCACGCAGGAGGUCGCAUUCUUCGACACCAACACCGACAUGAACUUCGCUACUGCGCUUACAGAAGACAUGGACAAGCUGAAGGCAGGCGUGGGCGAGCACGUGUCGAUGACGGCAUUCCUGUGCGGCACCGUCGUCAUCGGCUCCGCGCUGUCGCUGUACUACGGCUGGCAGCUCACGCUCGCCGGGCUGUCCGUCGUGCCUGUGGCUAUACUCGUGGCCGCCGUCGUGUCUAAGUACCAAACAAAAUGCUCCGAACAAGAAGUGAAGGCAUACGGCUCGGCCGGGCGCGUGGUGGAGGAGGCGCUGACCGCCAUCAAGACCGUGCGCGCCUACGCCGGCGAGGAGAAGGAACUGGAGAGGUACGGCUCGUCGCUGGUGGGCGCGGAGCGCGCGGCGCGGCGGCGCGGGGUGUGGGCGGGCGCGGGCGCGGGGCUCGGCUGGCUGCUGACGUACGCGCUCAACGCUAUAGUCUUCGCGCUGGGAGCCGCCUUGUGUGUGAGGGACAUGGACCUGCCGCCGGAGGAGCAGGAGUACCACCCUGGAGUCAUGCUCACGAUCCUCUUCUGCACGUUCAUGGCGGCUCAGAACAUCGCCAUGUGCCAGCCACACUUGGAAACCUUCUCUACCGCCCGCGGCGCCGCCAAGUCUCUCUUCAAGCUGCUGGAGCGCCGCUCCAAGGUGGACGCACUGGCCAGCACGGGCGCCAAGCCGGAGCGGUUCCAAGGGAACAUCACGUUUGAGAACCUGUACUUUAAUUACCCGUCGAGGGCUGAUGUUAAGGUUCUGCGCGGGCUCAACCUGAAGGUCACAGCUGGGGAGACAGUAGCGCUGGUGGGUGGCUCAGGCUGUGGUAAAUCCACGCUUCUGCAGCUGCUGCAGCGGCUGUAUGAACCUGACUCAGGGCACAUCACCGUGGACGGACACAAGCUGACUGAUCUGGACGUGCACCACUUUAGGAGGAGCAUCGGCGUGGUGGGCCAAGAACCGGUUCUGUUCAGCGGCACGGUUCGAGAAAACAUCCUGAUCGGGCUGGAGGGAGUGAGCGAGGAGCGCAUGAUAGCCGCCGCCAAGCUGGCGCAUGCUCACCAGUUCAUCACCAAGCUGGCCAAUGGUUACGACACAGAGCUGGGCUCAGGUGGUGCGGCGCUGUCAGGUGGACAGAAGCAGCGCGUGGCCAUCGCGCGCGCCGUCGUGCGCAACCCAAGUAUACUGCUGCUGGACGAACCCACGUCGGCACUCGACCCUGCCGCUGAGAGACAGGUUCAAGCAGCUCUCGAUGCGGCUAGCAAAGGAAGAACUACUCUUGUGGUAUCACACAGGCUGUCGACGAUCGUGAACGCGACGCGCAUCGUGUACAUGGAGCAAGGCGCGGCGCUGGAGCAGGGCUCGCACAAGGAGCUGCUCGAGCUGAAGGGGCUCUACUGGCGCCUCGUGCAGGACGACCUCACCAGCAAGUCAGUGCCAGUAAUUGUUCCAUCGGCAAUAAACCGCAACAGCAUGCGAGGCAGCUCGGUGUCCCUCGGCCACAUGCCGAUCGUCGCUACGGAACCCGUCACCCUUGUUGACGACACGGAAGUGUGCACAGAGGAGGAGGUCCCGAGCGCGUCAACUUGGGAGCUUCUGAAGCUGAACAGUCCAGAGUGGCGCCUGCUAGUGGGCGGCGCGGUGGCCUCGCUGCUCGUCGGCGUUACUAUGCCGGUCUUCGCGCUGCUGCUGUCCAAGCUGUAUGGGAUGUUCGACUCUUCUGACAAGGAAGAGAUCCUGAGCGAGUCACGCAUGUACGCCGGCAUGUUCGCGUUGGCCGCGGCGGCGUGCGGCUGCGUCACCUUCCUGCAGGCCUGGCUCUUCAACCGCGCCGGCGCCGGCCUCACAGACCGAUUGAGACGACAGUGCUUCGGCAAUUAUCUGCACCAGUUUGAUCAGGAACAAGCGUGGUUCGACGAGCCGAGCAACUCAGUGGGAGCACUAUGCGCACGACUCGCGACUGACUGCGCCGCCGUUCAGGGAGCUACUGGUACUCGUCUGGGCACGGUGCUGCAGGGCGUGAGCACGAUGAGCAUCGGCGUGACGUUGGCGAUGUUCUUCUCGUGGAAGAUGACGCUCGUCAGCUUGCUCAGUGUGCCUUGUGUGAUGGGUGGAAUCUGCCUGGAGAGCUACGUGACGCGGCGCACGGUGGCGCGCGAGAGACGCGCGCUCGAGGCGGCUGCGCGUGUGGCCACUGAGGCCGUGCUGCGUGUGCGCACCGUGCAUAGCUUGGAGGGGCACAAGCCGGCUAGAAUAACUAGGCUACAGGAGGGUGGAGUCACCUUCCUGCAGACCUGGCUCUUCAACCGCGCCGGCGCCGGCCUCACGGACCGCCUGAGGAGACAGUGCUUCGGCAACUACCUGCACCAGGAACAAGCGUGGUUCGACGAGCCGAGCAACUCAGUGGGAGCACUAUGCGCACGACUCGCCACCGACUGCGCCGCCGUUCAGGGAGCUACUGGUACUCGUCUGGGCACGGUGCUGCAGGGCGUCAGCACGAUGAGCAUCGGCGUGACGCUGGCGAUGUUCUUCUCGUGGAAGAUGACGCUCGUCAGCUUGCUCAGUGUGCCUUGUGUGAUGGGUGGAAUCUGCCUGGAGAGCUACGUGACGCGGCGCACGGUGGCGCGCGAGAGACGCGCGCUCGAGGCGGCGGCGCGUGUGGCCACUGAGGCCGUGCUGCGUGUGCGCACCGUGCAUAGUUUGGGUGUGGAGCAAACCAUCCUCGACCGCUACUCCACCGCGCUAUCAUCAGCCAAGGCCCAGUCUGGCGGCGCCUGGGCGCGCGGGCCGGUAUAUGGACUGUGUUUGUGCGCGCCUACGCUUGGGUAUGCCGUGUCACUGGCGUACGGCGGGUAUCUGAUCGCGAGGGAGGAUCUGCGCUUCGAGUAUGCCGUGCUCGUGUCAGAAGCGNCCGAGGCGCUGAUCUACGGCGCGUGGAUGUUAGCAGAGGCGCUGUCGUUCGCGCCCAACUUCGCGGCGGCGCGGCGCUCGGGCGCGCGCAUCCUGCACGCGCUGCGCCGCCAGCCCGCCGUGCGCGACGAGCCCACGGCGCGGGAGAUCGACGGAUGGACUGCAAAAGGCGAGCUUUCCUUCGAAGACGUGGAGUUCCGUUAUCCAACGCGGCGCCACCAGCCCGUGCUGCGCGGGCUGCGGCUGCGGUUGGAGCCGGGGAAGUCGCUGGCGCUCGUCGGCGCUUCUGGCUGCGGGAAGUCUACCCUCGUGCAACUGUUGUUGAGGAGCUACGACCCCGACGCUGGAUCUAUUAAACUGGACGGGCAAGACAUCAAGUACUCGUUAACCCUUCGCCAGCUGCGCGCGCAGCUUGGGCUCGUCGCGCAGGAGCCGGCGCUGUUCUCGCGGAGCAUACGGGACAACAUCGCUUACGGGGACAACUCGCGCGCCGUCCCGUUGGAGGAGAUCAUCGACGCCGCGCAGAAGGCUAAUGUGCAUGCUUUCAUCGCUCAAUUACCACUGGGCUACGACACGGAGCUAGGAUCAGGCGGCGCGGCGUUAUCAGGCGGACAGAAGCAGCGCGUGGCCAUCGCGCGCGCUCUGCUGAGGGACCCGCGGGUGUUGUUGCUGGACGAGGCCACCUCCGCGCUCGACGCCAAUAGUGAGAAGACGGUGCAAGCAGCCUUGGAGGUGGCUUCGGCAUCGCGGACCACCGUGAUCAUCGCGCACAGACUCGCCACCGUGCGGAAUGCGGACACCAUCGCUGUUAUAGACAAAGGAGUGGUAGCAGAGAGUGGCUCCCACGAAGAACUAGUCCGAAUGCGAGGUAUGUACUGGGACCUCCUCAAGCAACAAGGCCCGGUCGACAGCGCGUGAGCCGCCAUAACGCGGCAGCCAUCUUGUGUCACGUCUAGACGCCAUCUUGUACGAGAUGGCGUAUGUCAGGCAAUUUUUGCGUAGUCAUUUGGUACUUUUAGUUCGACGGUUUCACGACAAAUAUGCGAUGCACUAAAACGUGUGUUGUCGUUUAAGUACAGAGUAAAAACGAUGUAGAUAAAUGCUUUAGUUAGAUGAUACUGCUUGUAGAAAAUUACAACAUGCCAUUCACUCUAAAUUACACGAGUAUAACUUUGAAUAGACUUUAUUCUUUAAACGAUAUCUCAUGGAUUACAGAGACUACAUAAUUUUAAACAUAUAAUCUACCUAAGAGAUAUCGCAUUUAGAAUCAAGUCUAGAACAUUAUUCAUGUCUUCUGUACAGUUGCGUAAAACAAGAUUUUUGAUUUUUAACAAAAAGGGUAAAAACAUUUUGACUGUGGCACGUUUUUGUCCAAAGUAACAAACAUAGCUGAAUAAAUUGUGUAAAAUGUGAGAUAUAUUAUUUCAACUGUUGUUUUAGAAACCAUGCAGUACUUAAGUUUUAUUUUAAAAUUCGUUAAUUCACAUUCGUGUUUGUUUACAAUUGUCUACUAAAAUGACAGAAUAAUUUGUAAGUUUUGCUAUUUAUUUUUAGGGAUCCCAAAUUAGCAAGAGAGAGCUAUAUUUAUGUGUUCAUAAGCUCAGCAAGUUAGACCUUAGAAUAAUUGUUAGAAUAAUUUCAGCACAAAUUUAAAGUGACAACGAAUUUUUGGUUUUUAACUGACCGAUUCUGAAAAUCUGUAAAUCAAACUAAAUUUGACAGCUGUCUUUUUAAAUAUUAUAGCUGUAUCAUCUGUGGAAACCUGUCAAACUUAGUUUAAUGUAGAGAUAAACACGUCUAAGAAUCGACUCCUAUUAUAAUAAUUGUUUUAAUAAUAAUGUAUGAAGGAUAGUCUGUAAUUAUGAUUUUUCUUUAUUUUCUUAAUAAAAGAUAAUAAUAUUCCUGUAUUAAUAUGCCUUGAAGUGCCUGAAUAGAUGUAGUUUAAUGAAGUAUUAGAAUUCAAGUUAAAAUUACUUUUAUGUUAUACAAGGUAGCUAGCACCUUACGUACUUAGUUGUGCAGUCAGCGUCGAAUAUUUCGUGACAUCCGAAGUAGCCAAAAAGUUCGCAGUUGAAACACGUCUUUGUUACGGAUUAUUCCACUUUGUUCACCUGGGUGAUAUCAUCUGGGUGAAGAAAGUGGUGAUAUCACCCAGGUGAAUUGUCACCAGGAAAAUGAAGCUAGGUGAAAUGAUCUUGAGGUGAAAUGAGGACACUUUCUUCGCCCAGAACAAAGUGAAAUAAUCCUUUGUUAUAAUUUGAAUAAGGUUGUGAAACUUUUUUGGUCACAGGGUGUCACGAAUUAUUUGACGCUGACCUACUAUAAUGCAAAAAUUAUUACUUCUACAUGUAACUCAAAACCAAAUAGCGUUUAAGUAUUAAAUCUGUCCUUGUAAUAGAAAUAAGCUAUUUUAUUAUGACUGUGAUUAUUUUUAAGCUAUUUAGUAGAUAAAUGCAAACUUUCGAAUAAUAUUUAAAUUUAAUAUUAAGUAUUAAUUUGCUGUGAGAAUGUUGAAAAUACAAAAAGUACGUAACUAGAAAAACAUUGUUUUUAAGACCUAUUAUUAGACCACAUUAUAGGCCCGUAUUCUCAAACAAAACUUAUAAAAGUCGAUUCAAAAAACCUUAAAGUCUAGAUUAUAAAUCCCGGUCGCCGAACACGUAGAAUUUCGUCCAUUGACCCCAAGCUACCCAGCUCGGCGACCGGACUAUAACCAGGCCACUUUCAGGGUUGUUUUAGAAUAAGGGCCAUAAUGUGUUGGUAUCAGAUACGAUACAAAUCUUGUAUCACAAGUGAGAAUGUAAUAUUUUCAAUGUCGUGCAUGUCUUAUAAUGUUUGUAUUCUAGACGUUACAAUUU